ACAUUUAUCUCUCCUGCUGAGGUCUAGAGUUGCAUUGCUGUGAUUAUUGGUGGUAGCAGUGUGCAUGUGUCUGGGGAUCUGUGUUUAGCUUCUUCAUUUCUUAAACAGCACAGGGGCAGCAGCAAGGCAAGUUGGCAGCCUUGUUUUCUAGCUGCAUUGUGUCUGCUGCUGGAAAAAGGGAGUGUGAGUGGGGAGCAGCAUGGCAGAGCAAGAAGCCAGUGGCUUGCAAGUCCUUCUCUCCACCCUCCAGACCUCUCGUGACAAAGAUGUCAUCCUGAAUAUUCUCAGUGUCCUCACUGACUUGCUCUCUCUGGGGACCGGCCGGAGAAUUCACUACGUGAUCAGCAAGGGGGGCAGUGAGGCACUGCUGCAGGCUUUCGCCGCCGCUGCCCGGACCGAGCCGCCCGACCACAGCACCCUCCUGCCCCUGCUUCGCCUCCUGGCCAGGGUCGGCCAACGAGAUAGGAAGUUUGGGCUGAAAGUGCAGAAGGCAGAAGCAACUGAUAUAAUACUGAGCUUGGCAAGAAGAAACCUGGGCCACCACCUGCACCUCACCCACUGCCUCUGGGUCCUGCGGGUUUGUGCUUCUAAUGUUACCACAGGAACUACACUUGGCAUCAAUGGAGCCAUGGAGCUGCUUUUCAAAGUCAUCACCCCCUACAGCAAGAGAAACGUCAGGACAGUCAGGGCAGCCAUUGAGGCUCUGGCAGCUUUGCUGAAAUCAAAGUCUAACAGCCGACAGGCAGUGAACAGAGGCUACCUGGGUGGAUUGCUGAGACUCUAUCAAGACUGGCAUCACAAUGAUGUCUCCAACAACUACAUUUAUAUUCGCAGGGGUCUCCUGCUCUGCCUAAAGCACAUCACCAACAUCCAGCUGGGCAGGGAGACUUUCCUUGGUUCCCGGGGCAUGGAGAUUCUCUUCACAAGUGUACAGGACUGUUUAUCUUGCAAAAAUCUGGAUCCUAUCAUAACCACUGUAACUCAGAUUCUGCGAAAGUGCUACCCCAAGGAGCCUCUGCCUGUGGCAACAGUAAGAAGUUCCUAUUCCUUCCCUCUUCCUGGGAAUGCCAAGGCUGAACCUCCGUGUGAGGGAUCUGAAGGUGACUAUGAAAGUGAUGGAGAGGAAGAGGCUGAAAAAGACCUGGAUAAUGAGGAUGUGGAGAGUAAGGAGGAAGAUUAUGACUUGGAGACAGAUGUGAACAAAUUGAGGCCAAGGCCAGUGUUUGACCGGCCAGAGGAAGAACUUGGACAAUAUGAAGCAAUGUGUCCAGAACUUUCCCAUAAUUUUCAGGAGCUUGAAUCAGACUCUGAGGAAGAGAAGAGCUUGGAGGACGGGACUGAGAGUCUUCCCUUUAUGCCCUCUCAUUUCAUUCCAAGUGCUAAUUCUGUGAAACAUCCAAACUACAGAUGGAGAAACCAAAGUGUCACAGAGAUGGGACCAGAUCCAGGGGAAAAGGAUUUCAAAGUCCCUCUGCAGAGCUGGACAAAAAGGGACAGAUGCAGAUGGGAUCAGACUGAUGAAAAGAGAGACAUUGCAGAAGCAGCCCAAGAUGCAGACUACUAUGAAGAGGAAGAUCCAGCCAGGACUCAUGUGCUUGCUUUGCGUCCUCUCCCAAAAGACGCUGCUUGGUACAAAAAAAUGGUUUACCCUGAAUGUGAAGCCUUGAUCAAUCCUAGUCCUGGAGGGAGGCUGGAGAGCUCAGGCAUAGAGACACAGCUUCUGGAGAAACACCAAGGGGAUAUUCCAUUCCACAGCCCUCGCUUCUACAUAGCUAGGGCCAAACGUGUUAAGUCCAUACCAGACUACAGAGACUUGUCAUUCCCCGAUUUCUGGGGUCACCAGCCACCUCCUUACAGCAAGCCCAUGUUGGAGCGCAAGUAUGGGGUUCAAAGGGACAAAGUACUAGAUGAUGUUCGCCGCUUAAUCCAGCCGGGUGAUGUGAUAGGCAGAAUUGUUUUUGAUUUAGAUGAGCCCAGUCGCUCAAGCCCAGGUGCUCCAGGCUGUCUGACAUUCUUCUCCAAGUUUGAAUCGGGAAACCUUCGCAAAGCCAUCCAAGUGCGUGAGUUUGAGUAUGACUUAAUUAUGAAUGCAGAUGUGAAUAGCAACCAGCAUCACCAGUGGUUCUACUUUGAAGUCCGUGACAUGAAAUUAGCAGUUCCCUAUCGCUUCAACAUUAUCAACUGUGAGAAGUUUAAUAGCCAAUUUAAUUAUGGCAUGCAGCUGGUCAUGUAUUCAGUGAAGGAAGCUCUCCAGGGCAGGCCUUGCUGGCUUCGGGCAGGCCAUGAUAUCUGCUACUACAAAAACCACUACCGCUGCAGUGCAGCUGCAGGAGAAGGUGAGAGAGGAAAAUUCUACUACACACUCACCUUCAGCAUCAAGUUCCCUCAUAAAGAUGAUGUCUGCUACCUGGCCUACCAUUACCCCUAUACCUACUCUACAAUGAUGUCCCAUCUUGAUAUCUUGGAACAAAAUAGGAACCCCAAGAAGGUGUACUGGAGGCAGCAGACACUCUGCCAGACGCUAGGAGGAAAUCUAUGCCCAUUGCUCACAAUCACCGCCAUGCCAGAAUCUAAAAAAAGAGACGACUUGGAGCAAUUCUACAAUCGUCCUUAUGUGUUUCUAGUGGCCCGUGUCCACCCUGGUGAAAGCAAUGCCAGUUGGGUAAUGAAGGGGACCCUGGAGUUCCUCGUGAGCAGUGAUCCCAUUGCUGAUCUCCUGCGGAAAUGUUUCAUUUUCAAGAUUGUCCCCAUGCUUAAUCCUGAUGGAGUCAUCAAUGGCAACCACCGUUGUUCGCUGAGUGGGGAUGAUCUGAACAGACAGUGGUUGACACCCAGUUCCCAGCUCCAUCCAACUAUUUACCACACCAAAGGUCUUCUCUAUUACCUGCGCAGCAUUGGCCGGGCUCCUCUGGUAUUCUGUGACUACCACGGACACUCCCAGAAAAAGAACGUGUUUCUUUAUGGCUGCAGCAUCAAGGAGACCUUGUGGCAAGCAGGCUGCAUGGUUGACACAUCAGUUAUCACAGAAGAUGUUGGCUACAGGACUCUUCCUAAAAUCCUGGAUAAAGUAGCCCCUGCGUUUGUCAUGAACAGCUGCAGCUUCCUAGUGGAGAAGUCCCGGGAGUCAACAGCCCGGGUGGUGGUAUGGAAGGAAAUGGGUGUGUUGAGGAGCUACACCAUGGAGAGUACAUACUGCGGCUGCAGCCACGGACUCUACAAAGGCCUGCAGCUGGGAACUCAAGAGCUGGAGGAGACGGGAAGCAAGUUUUGUCUUGGUUUGCUCAUUCUGCACCUCAAAUCCCUGCCCUGCAGUGAGAAGGUGAUGGCUCAGGCAACACUCCUACUAGAUUUGGAGGAGGAGAUAACAGACCGUGCACAAAGAAGCUGCAGCAACAGCAGCCUGGAGACUGAUGAUGAACCUCCUUGUGUGGAAGAAAUCGAUUAUAGUACUGACAGUUGCUCUGAUGGCGAAGAGGACUUCUCAGAGUUAGACCAAGAGAUCCAGGAGUGCCUCUCGUGUGUGGAAGGAGAGACAGAAGAUGAGGGAGCAACCAUGGGACAGACAUGCAGUUCCAAGGCUCUCAGGGGGCUCUACACUUCCAGCCAACCAGCAUCCAACAGUACGGCUCUUCCUCUGCGUUCAACAGCACUCGGGGUGUACAGUGGGUUCAAGAGCAGCCCUGUGUGAACAAGGCUUUGACUUGCAGAGCAGUAAACAAAUGGCUUACUGCUCACAUUUGCCUGUUUGCCAGCUUCAGCAUCCUUGCCAGAUGUGCUACUCCAGUUCUGAAUAGAAAAUUGACUGUAUGUUUGUGUAAUUUGUAUACAUAUAUAUAUUGAGAAUGACUCCUUACACUUUCUACACAAGGCAGAGCGAGGGACUGCUGGCCCAGAUGGUACUAUGCAAGAACGUCAUCCGUUCCUAAACAUAAUCCCCAGUUUCACAGCUGCCUUUAGUAUGUGGUUUCAUACAGAUUGACCUGAGGAAUGGUAUUCUGAGACCAAGGAACCAGAGAUGAUCCUCCUUUUCCUAGUUUAGGCUCUUACUAUGGGAAGCAGCCUUUGCCUGGAAGAGUGACAGUUACUGAUGCCUUUGGCCGGAGCUCUCUGCUGCCAUCCAUUUCUCUUGAGCUGUAGAGCAUGUAUCUGAUUUCUGUCUGACCAGAAUUUUUACAGUGUGUUCAACAGGUUGGGUCAGGCUGUGCAUUCUUCUGAGCUGGUCAUAUCUCAACAACAGUGUGGGAAAUCCAAUGUGCCAUAGUAAGGAAAGCACCAGUGACAAUACAGAGUGGUCCUCUGGAAACCUGGGCUAAAUUCACCUCUUUGCUGCACUGGAAUGAACUAGUCCAGCAUAAUCUCAAUUGAGUCACUUCAUGCUUGAACUGAUGGGCCCAAGUGUAGAAUUUGUUUCACAGAUGCUGUGAAAUUUUAUUUUCUCUGUGAGACAUCCUUCUAGCUAAGAGAGUACAGAUACAACAGUUCAUCCUGGGGAACUACAGCUACUGUUUAAAGCUAUUGGGGGUAGAGGGAUUUGGGGCAUUUUAAGGAGAAAAACAAGUUCUCUUGAGGUAGCCAGGGGUUGCCCAAUAUUCUGUCAAUAAUUAGUGAUGGUGGCAAUAUCCAACAGUGAAUUUAGCCCAAGCGUCAGUCUAGUGACUGAUUAUUCUCUGUUAGUUUUAUUAUGAUACCACUAAGGAAACCCAGUUCAUGGAACAGGACCCCAUUGAGCCAGACAGAAAUAUAGUAGAAGACAUUACUGGUAGGUUAUAUAUAGGACAUUUCUACCAGUGACUCCCAUAAGGGAGUCAGAACAGCUUGUCUGUUGAUCCCCAAAUGAAAAAAAUAAUUGGAUUUCUCCUAAUAUUGCCUGCAAACACAGAUCCUGGUUCCUGAGAAUCCAACACAGACUGAGAACCCACAUGUGUGCCCAACAUCCCUAAAGCAUGAAGGCCACAUCACUGCAUCUCACACCUCAUGUAGCCUGAACUUCUCAUGUGUCUUAGACCCUGCUGCUGCAAACGGAGAAUGGCCUUGAACCCCAAUGGAAUUAAUUGCACAAUGCAAGAGGCUCCCAACUGUGUCACUGCUUUAUGCGGCUCAAGGAGAAGGAUGAAUGUAUAGUGUGUUGUAGCAUUACAGCCUACAAGGCCUCCAUUACCAGUGAUUAUUAUUGUUAAUAUUGAUGCAUGACUAAAAACACCGUGUCAUCCUCUCAUCUUUACGCUGUUUGUGGAGAGAAUUCCUGGUGCAGAAUGAGGUUCUCUCUGAUGCAUUUCUGAACACCUUUCCCCAGACUACCUAGACGUAUUUUCCAGCAGGAGCUUGCUCUUUGGAGAAAUAACUUCUCUCUGUUCUGCUGGGUUUUCAGUAUCCAGGUGUUUUAAAGUCUUCACUAGAACAUAAGAGUUCUCUGUGUCUCUAGCUUUAGCUUUAUGAUGCUGCUCAAAAGACAGUCAGCUUGGGUCCUUAGAAGCUGAGCUUCUUAGACCGAACUAAUUCAUUAGGUAUGGUGUGUGUCUCUGUACAGAUGUCCUGUUCUGCUUGCUUUAGUGUGCAGCUUGUUGCACACAAUACUGAAUUUUCAGAAAAGGUUGGCUCACAGGAGUGGACACAAAAGAGAUAAAAUAGGUGUUCCCAUUAUAGUAGUUUAUAUAACAUUGCUUCAAAGCUUAUUAAUAAAAAAUUAUAUAUGUGCAUAGUUAACUUCAAAAUCCAACAUUCAUAUACAUGACAAAAAACUCACACUGUGCUAGGUCCAGAUUCAGCAUACACAGGUCACACUGUAAGAUCUUCAGCAUUCACCACAUCCUCAGGACAGAAGGCAAAAAAUACCAUUGUACAUAUAUGUGUCUGUAGGUGUGCGUGUAUACAUCCAGAGCUGCUUUUGUCUCCCACGCUCCAUUCUGUACCAAUGCCGUGCCACAACAAUAACUGAACGAUGCUUACUGAGGCUUGACAAUGGUACACCUCAUUGCGAAGGAAAAAAAAGCCUUCUUAAAUCAACAUUUUUCUUAAUGAGACACCAAUAUUUUGGCUAUAAAUACUGUAGGCCAGUCUCAGCCUUCUAGCUGUUUCAAUCUGAAUUUCUUAAGCUGGGGACAAUUCAGUUCAGUGGCAAAACUCUGUCCUACUUGUGAUUCGUUGAAUUAAUAGCCUGUGGGAGAGUUGUCCUAAUAUAAUAAAAGCAAAGAUGUAGCUUCCAUGCAUGCUUGGAGCCAAAUGUAUAUGUGCAGUACCACUGUUUCAUAGAUCCCUGUGCUAGGAGCUGCAGGAGGUAGAGAAAUGGCAAAGGCCUUUAGGGUGUUUUCAGCAUCUGGGAUCCGAGCGCAGCAGCCGAGCUGUGAGCAAAGUGUCCAUGCACAUCAACUACACCUGCAUAAAUGCUGCUGUGCAAUAUGAAAAGCCUGGCCAAGUCUUCUCCCUGGCACCUUCCCAUGUUUGUGCUUGUGUCAGCAAGCAUGAGGAUGCUGCGGAAGGCAAUGGCCAGGCGAACCCCCCAGCCCAAGAGUGCUCAGCCUGCUGCUGAGAAGGUGGGAGCAGAGGAAGUACAGCGAGAGAGGGCUGGGUGACCAACCAGUCUGGAAUGGCACCUGGAAACCUCCAGCAGAAGCAGUUUUGUGGGCUGGCUCAUUUCUUCCAGGAACUUCUACAGGGAGCGGAUGCUCUUCUUCUUUUGACAGACCUCUAGAGGUCAGGAGAGGGCCUCCAUUGUGCACUGCUCUCUCCAUGCCAUUAAAAUUCUCCCUGAGUCAUGGUAAUUAAGCAGAACUAGGCUCAGCACAGAGGAACGGAAGUGCAUUGACUUUAAUAAAACAGAGUGUAAAACAACUUUAGAUUAACUCCAGCCUUGUUUAUUCUUGCACACUUGUAAUUCUGGUUUGGUAUUUCCCCAGUGAAUGGAGCCGUUGUCCCCUGCGCUGAGGCACGUCACCUCACUUCAGCCUGCUAAGUGCUGAGCAGUGAGGCCAGUGCCUUUUCUUGCUGUCGCUAGCUAAUCCCAAAGAAUUUGGAAACAGCCGAUGGAGAAGGGGAGGGAGGAGAGGGAAGUUGCCCUGCUCCCCACCGUUGCCAUUCCUCAAGAGUCAGCAAGGCUGUCAGGUUGAGACACAAGCCAAAUAUUUCCAUAAUGGCCAGAAGAGACAGUGUCCUAGAGACACUCGCGUAGUCCCCACUGCUAAAGCAGUUUUGGGCUCCUGCCAGGCACAUUAACUUUUUUUACUGAUGCCUUUUGUCUCACUGACUCUCUUAGCGCUGUGAAUAGCUCUGCUCCCCUUCCUCCCCCGCCAUGGUUUACAUGACAUGAGUAGAAGAUGCAGCGCUGAGCAGCGCUCACACUGCACCCUCUGUCUCAGCCUCUUGCUGGCUC
This is a messenger RNA of Harpia harpyja (harpy eagle), 7366 nucleotides long. RefSeq names its product AGBL carboxypeptidase 1 (gene AGBL1). The record is from RefSeq and is a predicted model, not a curated record. Bases 200 to 3688 code for a protein of 1162 amino acids. The transcript has 23 exons. Lineage: Eukaryota; Metazoa; Chordata; Aves; Accipitriformes; Accipitridae. Gene Ontology annotation, biological process: C-terminal protein deglutamylation; proteolysis; protein side chain deglutamylation. Gene Ontology annotation, molecular function: zinc ion binding; metallocarboxypeptidase activity.